CGCGCUCCCCCCUCUGCUCUGGAGUCAUAAAAAAAGGAGGGAGAGCUGAAAAUAUAGUCCGAGUCUACGUCAAGCCCGAGGACGCUGCGCUGUCAGAGGCUGAAGAGAGACAAGUACAAAGAGGAGUCGAUCCGUCGAGCCCAAGUUAUUCUGCGCCGCGCUCCACACGCCGCGCUCAUGGCAUCCGUACUUGGAAACAGCAGCCGCGCGUCCGGGGCACAGAGCGGACAGGUCAAAUGUAAGCUGAAGAAGAGGAGGAGGAGGCGAUCCAAGAGAAAAGAGAAAGUCAGUAUGCUGUCAGCAUUGAUCGCGCCUUUCAAGUACAUCAGCCAGGGGACCAGCAGCACAGAGGACGAGGACAGUUUAAGUACGAGCAGUGCAGAGGUAAAGGAGAACCGUAACAUCGGGAACUUAGAGGAUCGCUCUGCUGAGUCGCUCUUCUGCUCUGAUUCAGCAAGAGGUGGGAGCUCAAGUCUGAAGAGGAAGCGGCCACUGGAGGAGGACAACAAUGGUCACAUGUGUCAGCUCCGCCUCAUCUAUAAGAAACUGUCAUGGUCAGAAGCUCCAAAAAACGCCUUGGUGCAGUUAAACGAGCUGCGGCCGGGGUUGCAGUACCGCAUGGUGUCUCAGACCGGCCCUGUCCAUGCACCUGUCUUCUCCAUCGCCGUGGAGGUGAACGGGCUGACCUUUGAGGGAACCGGUCCCACAAAGAAGAAAGCCAAGAUGAGGGCUGCAGAGCUCGCUCUUAAGUCCUUCAUCCAGUUCCCAAACGCCCCCCAAGCUCAUCUGGCCAUGGGAAACAUCUCCAAUCCCUCAGCCGACUUCACCUCAGACCAAGCUGACUUCCCUGAAACGCUCUUUAAAGAGUUCGAAACCUCGCCAUGCUCAGACGGCUUCUCGCUUUGCAGCUCAGCGGCAGAGAGCGAGCUGCUGUCCAGUGAACUGCUAAGACAUGGACGGCUGCUCCGCCACACCCUGGACCUGAUGGUACAGGCUCAGCAGAGACUGGGGGGGAUAGUUCCAGAGCCAGAAGCCCCUAGGAGCCCUGUGGCUCUGCUCAAUGAGCUCCGGCCAGGGCUGAGAUACGCCUGCCUGUCAGAGCGAGCUGAAGGCCGGCGGCUGCGUAGCUUUGUGAUGGCUGUGCGUGUGGACGGGCGGAUAUUCGAGGGCUGUGGUCGCAGCAAGAAGGUGGCCAAAAACCAGGCAGCUCAGUGUGCUCUUCAGGCCCUCUUCAACAUCAGGACUGCCCCUGAGGGCCCGACAGGCCUCAAAGCCAGCAGGAAGAGCUGUCCUCAUUUACCCCAGGACUUUGCCGAUUCAAUAUUCCACCUGGUGAGGGAGAAGUACCGGACGCUGGUGGGCGGCUGUAGUCCUGCGCACACUCGACACAAAUCCCUGGCAGGCAUCGUAAUGACCCGAGGUCUGGACCUGAGGCAUGCACAGGUGGUGGCGUUAUCCACGGGAACUAAGUGUAUUAACGGGGAGUACCUGAGCGACCAGGGACAAGUGGUUAACGACUGUCACGCUGAAGUCACAGCCCGCAGAGCGCUGCUACGCUUCCUCUACUCUCAACUCGAACUUUAUGUGAGUAAAAGACCGGAGGACUGGGAGGAGUCGAUAUUCGUACGACACAAGGAGUGCGGCUUUAGGUUGAGAGACAACGUCCAUUUUCACAUGUACAUCAGCACGUCACCGUGUGGGGACGGGAGGCUCAACUCGCCCUACGAAAUCUCCACAGACCUUCACAGCAGCAGACACCUCAUGAGGAAGCAUCGCAGCCACCUGCGGACCAAAAUUGAGUCAGGGGAGGGGACAGUGCCGGUGAGAUGUCGAGGGGCGGUCCAGACCUGGGACGGUGUUUUACAGGGCGAGCAACUCAUCACCAUGUCAUGCACGGACAAAAUCACCAGAUGGAACAUCCUGGGCCUUCAGGGGGCGUUGCUGAGCCACUUUGUGGAGCCCGUGUACCUGCACAGCGUGACCAUCGGCAGCCUUCAUCACACAGGACAUCUGGGCAGAGUUCUGAACCAGCGUUUGGAGCGGCUGGGUCCACUGCCUCCCACACACAGACGUAACCAGCCACUACUCAGCGGUUUGAGCAACGCUGAGUUUCAUCAUUCGGGGAAGGCCUCAUGUGUGAGUGUGAACUGGACUCUGGGUGACACACAGCUGGAGGUGGUGAAUACAGCGACAGGAAGGAGACGGGACUCAGGGACACCCUCACGUCUCUGCAAACACACACUGUUCACCCGCUGGAGUCGACUGAACCGCAAGCUGGGGGUCCACGUGUCAGACUCAGCAGACCGUCAGCUCAUGUACUGCGAGGCCAAGAUGGCGGCUCGUCCAUACCAGACAGUGAAGCAGCAGUGGUUCAGAUCUCUGCAGGAGACGGGCCUCGGCACUUGGGUCAAGAAACCGCCAGAGCAGGAGCAGUUCCUGCUGUCCGACUGAGGACAAGUGUGUGUGUGAGUGUGUGUGAGACAGAUAAAGAGAGAGUGUGUUUAACCUUUAUUUUUUUAGGCUAAGAUCCAUGAUCAUCCUCUUUAAACCUUUACACCUGGACAUUUCUAGUGCAACCUCUGAACUCAAGGCUAACACCAUGUUUAGUUUGUAUUUGUGUUUAUGCAUACAGGGCUGCAGCCUACAAAUGUUUCGCUGGUUUAAUCAGAUUUUGCUCAUCAUCAACCUUUUUAGACCUUUCAUUAACACAAAUUAAUUCAUUCUGAGCAUUACCAAGUGGUAAUCACAAUGUGAGGUGUGAACGCACCUCAGUGCAUAUUGAGCAAGUUUUGGCAUCAGAAAACUUGGACUACAUGUGGAGGUGGCCUUCAUCUGGGUUGUUUUAGUGAUAUAGCUCCAUGUAGUGUCACGCAUU
Molecule: messenger RNA, 2875 nt
Organism: Cheilinus undulatus (humphead wrasse)
Lineage: Eukaryota; Metazoa; Chordata; Actinopteri; Labriformes; Labridae
Gene: adarb2
Product: adenosine deaminase RNA specific B2 (inactive)
Exons: 10
Coding region: 178-2451 (757 amino acids)
Biological process (GO): RNA processing; adenosine to inosine editing
Cellular component (GO): nucleolus; cytoplasm
Molecular function (GO): double-stranded RNA adenosine deaminase activity; tRNA-specific adenosine deaminase activity; double-stranded RNA binding
Source: RefSeq, a predicted model, not a curated record